This is a messenger RNA of Egretta garzetta (little egret), 7632 nucleotides long. RefSeq names its product ciliogenesis associated kinase 1 (gene CILK1). Lineage: Eukaryota; Metazoa; Chordata; Aves; Pelecaniformes; Ardeidae. Gene Ontology annotation, molecular function: ATP binding; protein serine/threonine kinase activity. Gene Ontology annotation, biological process: intracellular signal transduction; cilium assembly; intraciliary transport. The record is from RefSeq and is a predicted model, not a curated record. The transcript is spliced from 14 exons. Gene Ontology annotation, cellular component: cytoplasm; cilium; nucleus. The coding region runs from base 2498 to 4366 and encodes 622 amino acids.
AGCAGCGGCUGCUGGGACGGCAUCGAUUUAAACCCGCGGUUUCCAGCCACGCCUUUCUCUGUGCCUCCUGCUAGUAACACCUUCGGGUUCUUGCCAAAGCACAGAAUGAAUUUUAAAAGGCGCUUGCUGAUUGUUUACUGUUUGCGUUUCUCAGUUUUGGCAGGGAGUGAGCCGGUUUCGCUUUCAGUUCUGGGCGCUGCAGCCCUUCAAACGGGAGAGGAUGGUUACACUAAAAGCAUACAUAAGCGAAAUCGUUCUUUGCCUCCCCUUUAUGCCCAAAAAUAUUUCAGUUCAUUUGUCUGUUUUGGUCACGUUCAGCAGCAGAGCUGGAAUCACAAAGAUUAUUUCUUACAAGUUCUGUGAAAAUCAGUGGCUGUGGCAGGGAGAGGGGCUUAAAUUAGUAUCUCCAGUAAGGAACAGGCAGUUAUGUUCACCACUUCAGCUAUUCAAGAGACAUCAGGCAAACGAUCCAUCCAUGACAGCCGUUGGUGAUCACUGCUAGCAAUGUCGUGUGCUAGCAGUGUUGUGCAUCUUUUGGUUUGCUGUGGUUGUGAAGCAUGAGGCAAAGAUGCUCCUCCACUCUGCAGUCACAGUCCCCUGGAAAGGGAUGUGUGAAUGGUAAGCCAGGGGCAACGUGAUGGUCUGUGAAUUGUAAGCCAUCGCAUCUGUUAUGAUUACAACUUCAGAAAUCUGUCAUUAGGGGAGUAUGUGCUGAAAAUCCACAAGUCCCAUCUGUUUCGCUUUCAAGUUACUGUGUAAAAUUAUCUGUUUGGAUACUAACAAAUACUACAUUUUCAGACUAGGAAAGCAUGCGAGGCUCUAUCAUUGUUUGAAAUUUUGGCCAGGGAUCUGAAUAAAAGCCUGAGAGCCAAGGCUUCUGAGUUGCCAUCCAGUCAUUGACCAGCUGGAGUAACCAAAGCUUUUUAACCUGGAUGCAGAACAUUGCCUAAACGUAGCAUUUAUGCUAUGCAGGUGCACAGCCUGAAAACCAGCCAAGAAGAAACUGGUACUCCAAAGUCCUGGUCUUACGGGCAGGCUUUGUGUUCCUUGGCAAGUAGUACAAAAUGUGGGAUUAGGUCUCUUAAAUUGUGGUUCUCUGCAGUGUUGUGUAGAGAGAAACGGGUACUGCUAGAGGGCAAUUCUUCCUGCCUGUCUGAGGUGCUACCCAGUGUCUAAGACAGUGUUAGAGACAUACUGUUUAUUUUUCAUACACAAUGUGUAAAGUUGUGAAAAGGUAUAUUAACAUGAUAUUUCCUAAUUUUUGUUUGUUUGUUCCUGUGUCAGUGUUAGUGGGACUAAUAGGCUUAGAAGACUGAAAACAAAGGAUCUUCACAACAUCUUGCAUCUAGAUUGUGGCUCUGCACUGAUGUCAGUUCGGAGUUCAAGCAAUAUAAUCCCGUUACUUUUAAAAUCAUAAUUUGGUUUUAUGAAAUAAAGCAAGAUGGAGGAGAGAUUUAAGGCUGCUACAAAAAAAAAAAGUGUAAAUGUGGUUCAAAUGCAGGCUACAGAAGGUGAAAGUCGCCAACCAUGAAUAUUGCUGUCCUCUUAGAGUUGGAGAAAAAGAGAAUGCCAGAACCAAACCCUCAUUGCAGGGGAAUUCUGUUUCAUUCCAAAUGUAUGGUUAAUUUACAUAGACUAGAUCACAUUUGUUCUAAACUGAAGGGUAGGGAAUACUAGCAGCAACUAGAUUAAAUGAGGGAAUAAGAACUUUUUUUGCUUUGUUAUCUAACGUUCGGUUCUUCAUGCAGCGUUGGGACAAAAGCUCAGAUAGGUAAUCUGAUGUAGCCACUACUUCUGGAGACUGAUUCAUGCUUAAGGCUACUGUGGUAAAUACAUAUGGUCUUAUCUGAUGUGAAGAUAAUAUUCUUCCUCUGAAGACUGUUUAAGGGAAUACAUAUGGCUAUAUCUCUAGCAUAGGACCUCAUGGAAAGUCAGAAAACUGGUUUGUUUUAACUGGUGGCAGUACAACUUGUGAGGUGGUGACUCACAUGUCUGACAAUUUGGCUAGAACAGAUUCCCUCCUACCUCACUGUAAUGCUUCAUUUUUCUGAUAGCAAACUAUUUUCUCCAAGCAAUGAGACUUUAUCCUCUGCUUUUAGUAAUAGUUUCUCCCAUUAGGGCUGCCUGUAAGCCUGCUGUAAAGUACCUGUUGCUUUAGCGUAAGAGCAGAUUUGGGGAACACACCCAGUUAUGUCCAGAUACAGGCUGGCCCUUCCUGGUGAGAGACCAAGUGUUUGUGUAUAGCUUGCAAAGACUAUCUCUUGGAGGAGAAUGAAGUCUGCAAACAAGCAAUCUUGGAAGGGUACAGAAAUCAAACGGAUUAUGUUCUGUGCUUUCAGACCAAAGGCUAAGUCUUGAAAACAUGAUUCCUGCAACUGUUCACAUUGUCCUGAGUGCUCUAUAUUUAUGCUGCCACAGAAAGAACUGGUUACACUCGGAGGAGAAACACUAGAAACACUAAGGACUGAAAUGCGCUUGCAGCUAAAGUAUCCUCAUCAUGAAUAGGUACACAACUAUCAGACAGCUUGGUGAUGGGACCUACGGCUCUGUCCUCCUAGGGAGAAGCAUUGAAUCUGGAGAGCUAAUAGCCAUUAAAAAAAUGAAGAGAAAGUUUUAUUCCUGGGAGGAAUGCAUGAACCUUCGAGAGGUUAAGUCUUUGAAGAAAUUAAACCAUGCCAAUGUAGUAAAGCUGAAAGAAGUCAUCAGGGAAAAUGAUCAUCUGUAUUUUGUGUUUGAAUACAUGAAGGAAAAUCUUUAUCAGUUAAUGAAAGAACGAAACAAACUGUUUCCUGAGUCUACAGUUAGGAAUAUUAUGUAUCAGAUCCUGCAAGGGCUUGCAUUUAUCCAUAAGCAUGGGUUCUUUCACAGAGACUUGAAACCUGAAAACCUCCUUUGCAUGGGACCAGAACUUGUGAAAAUAGCAGACUUUGGCUUAGCCCGAGAAAUCCGAUCUAGACCUCCUUACACCGACUAUGUAUCCACAAGAUGGUACAGGGCUCCUGAAGUCCUUCUGAGAUCCACCAGCUAUAGUUCUCCAAUAGAUAUUUGGGCUGUUGGUUGUAUAAUGGCAGAAGUUUACACACUGAGGCCUCUCUUCCCAGGCGCCAGUGAAAUUGAUACUAUAUUCAAAAUUUGCCAAGUCUUGGGGACGCCAAAGAAGAACGACUGGCCUGAAGGCUACCAACUUUCAGCCUCCAUGAAUUUUCGCUGGCCUCAGUGUGUACCUAACAACCUAAAAACUCUCAUACCUAAUGCUAGCAGUGAAGCAGUGCAGCUCAUGAGAGACAUGCUGCAGUGGGACCCCAAAAAGCGGCCAACAGCUAGUCAGGCACUUCGGUAUCCGUACUUCCAGGUUGGGCAUGCCCUGGGCGUUCAGGAACUGGGGAAGCAAAAGGAACUACAUAAUAAAUCGUCUCUACAUAUUAAGCCUGUCCCUCCAGCACAACCCCCUCCAAAACCUCAUGCCCGCAUUUCGUCAAGGCCUUUUCAACAGAGCCAGUCUUCUCAGCACUUGAUGUACCCAUAUAAACCAGACAACUCUAGUGCUGAGCACAGUAACUACUUACAGGAGGACAAGUCUAACCAGGUUCUUCUGCCUGCAAUUCACAAUAAGGUUCCUCAGCAGAAAACAUCAGCUGGGACUGAGAAUAUAAAUGGUGAACUUAAACCAAAAACUAGGCGAAGAUGGGGACAUCUUGCUAGAACAGUUAAGAGUUCUGAAGACUGGGAUGACUUGGAAGACCUUGAUUUUAGCUCUUCUAUCACAAGGAUUGACUUGAAAAACAAGAAGAGGCAGAGUGAUGAAACUCUUUGUAGGUUUGAAAGCAUUUUGGACCUGAAGCCUUCAGAUGCUGGAGGCUCUGGCAGCAGUGCACCUUCCCAUGCGACCUUUCCACGGGAGGACACUCCCACAUUGCGAGUUUCUGCAGCAAAGCAACACUACUUGAGACAUUCUAGGUAUCUACCUGGAAUAAGCACAAGGAGUAGCAUAGUCUCCACUUCAAACAACGAGUCUGUUCCGUCUAAUCCAUGGCCCAGUUCUGGUUUGCCUGGGAAAGCUUCUGGUUUGGGAGGAAGCAUUAACAGGAUGAAUUCAGGGCCCAUAGGAUCAAGCGGUCUAACUGGUGGUUAUAUCCCUUCAUUUCUGAAGAAGGAAGUAGGCUCUGCUGGGCAGAGGGUUCAGUUAGCACCAGCUGUGGAUCCGUCUUCUAAUUAUGCUUCUCUGAAGUCAGUAAGACCCCAUCUUGGACGGCCAUCGUUCAAUUCGCCUACAAAAAGCACGCCAAGGUUGAUGCCUCUCCCACCACCAGCUCAGCCGAUCCACGGGCGUGUUGACUGGUCUGCAAAGUAUGGUGCUCACCGGUGACGUGUGGAAAUGCUCUCUGAACCAGCGCGUGUUUCCCAUGAAAUGGUGGCUAACUUGAGACAAUUUGAUACUGUUUUAUACGCCUGUAAAUUUAAAAGAAACAGAUCUUCUAUGAGCAAGACAUUUUGAAGGUUUUUUUACUUUUAUUUGUAUUAAUUUUAAUGCAAUCUUGUACCUUUUUGUAUAAAAUUGUUCUGUUAUAUAAUUGGGUCCAGUUAUUUUCAUAGAUCUGAUACAUUUUGUAUAUAUGGCUUAGGGGGUUUGGCAUUUUUAUAUGAUAAAUUUUUAUAAUGAACUUUUUUAAAAUUUAACUUUUCCUUUAUUAGAUUCAACUUUUUUAUAAAAGUGGAUAAAAGAAAAGCAAAGUGGUGCAAUAUUGCAGUAGAAGAGGAGUACUGAGGAAGGGGCAUUCAUUAGACAUUUUCUGAAGUUUAUGUGCUAAAUGAGGCUGUGGCAUUUCAGUGAUGCCACGUCUUGAUGCCACGCUUCUGUUGUCCUGUACUCGUUUGCUUUGUACUGACAUCAAAGGAAUGAGUGACUUAACAGUCUGAACUCUCCUUUGCAGUCGUUGAGAGACUGCUGAAAGUCAGUGGGAGGCUUUUUUUUUUAUUAUUUUUAAUUUAUUUUUGCCUUUAAAAGGUUUUUAUUGGACUGCUCUCCAACUUUCCAGCUCCAUUCUUUUGCUUUUACCAAAUUUGGGGAAUCUUCUUCUUUGGUGAAGGGUGAAUACCCUUCUGUAGAUCUGUUUUCUGAUGCAGCGCUCUUUUGUCCUGCUUCAGAGUUGCUUCUUGGCAUUGUUCACUAUGAAAUAGAAUAUGGACCUACCUCUGUUAAAUUCAUUUAAAUGCUCUAAUGAUUUCUAAGGAGAAAAACCAGAUUCUGUUUCUUCUUUUUUUUUGUUAUUUUUGGGAAUAUAAGAUCUGAAGACAUAUCUAAGACAGUAUUAACAAUUAUAAAGCUGGUUUCAGAGUGUAACAAAGUAUCAGUGAUCUGCAGGCAGCAGAGUUUAAGGAAACAAUAUCUAUGCAGCUGAUUUAAUCUUCACAACUGUUUUAAAUCACUUUUGGGAAAAAAAAAAGCCAGAGGAAAUGAGUCAGUUUAAACUUACUUCAGUUCUUUUUCACUUCAAUACAUCUUUACUUACAAUGUGAAGAAUAUGUCAGCUUCCAUAAAUUAGGCCCCCAGGCUCUACUGGGAAAAAUGGGAUCUUGCCUGGUUCUGCUAAAAAACGUUCUAAAAUUGUGGUUGAUUUCACGGAAAUGGAUACAACUCUUUCUUUGAAGAGCAGUUUAACUCAGUUUAUAAGAGAAAAUUAAUUACCAGGUUAUAGAGAAAAGAAAAUAGCCCCAUUGUCUGGUUUAAUUCUGCACUGGAAAGGAGAGCCAGAGGCCAGCCAUCAGCAAAAGAUUCAUUGAGAACACAGUCAGUCAGCAGUUGGCUGUUCCUGUACCUCCUUCCGCAGAAGGAAGAUAAAAUGGUACAGUGUUGUGGGAGAACAUCUUUCAUAGCUGCGUUUUGGAGCAGCAGCACCAAAGCUGAAGUGUGCUGUGAAAACGCAUCUUCCUGCAGAAGUGUACAGAAAUGCUCGUCUUUGAGCUUGUUUUAUGAUCAGACCAGGCAAAUCAUGUAUUUAUAAGACUUAAAUCCAGUCUAAAGGGAUCAGAACAGGUAUGGUUCUCAGAAUCCCACCAUUCUGAAGGAGCUGAAGGGCCAAUGUGUCCGUGAGAUCCUCUCCGUAGGAUCUGCUGGCACCCAUGAGGGGCAGACACUGUGGCCUGGAGACUGGUAAUGCAUGCUGGCCUUUUCCAUACUUCUCAAGGAGAACGUGUGGGACUUCGAGGAAACUGUACCCUAGAGUAGGCUGCUGGCUCAGUGCUACGGGGGGAACCAUGAGGAGCACUGGUCACGGGUUGCUUUUAUGGACUCAGUCCACAGUGAGACAGUACAUAAGGCAAAAAGGGAGCAAAAGGGUCUAUGCAUUAAAAAAAAGGACGCAUGUAAGAAAGAUCAACGCGUGCCAAGGAUGUGUUAUGUGUCCAGCUACUCCGUUAGUUGUUUGUAGCAAGUCCUGACUCCAAACCAUACCUAACUGCUUCCAAAGCGGUGAUGCCAAUGCGUAGCAGUAAAAUAAAGCAGCCAUUUGAUUUCUAAAGCACACAUUGAUGGUGUCUUUGGGUAAGUGGAAAGGAAAAUUUGUAUAUUUGUGUUAGAACUGGAAAGAUAGUUGUUUCUCUUGGUGGAAAUAAAUAUCUGUAUUUAUGUCUAGAUAUCAUUUAAUUUAUUUUAUCACUGAAUAAUUGGUCUCAAGGGGGAACACCCUGAACUUAUCCUAAGUAUCCCUAGACCUAAGUAGGCAAUUUAACUAGCCUGUUCCAUACGCUUAAUCACUACUAGUGGGAGCAGGAGAUGUGAACAAGUCACGAGAACAGGCUGCUGAGGCUUGGGUUCAUCCUACCUAACCUAAGCCUGAGCUCCUUUGGUGUGAGCUGACUCUUUAAACCAGCAGUGAGUGAGAAUCAUCUCAAGAGAUGUUCGCCUCACACAAGAACUUGGUAGCCCUCUGGAGAUGCCUGGGGUUUCCCCCCGAAGGACGGGGGCUACUCCAUGUGUUUAAAGUUAUACAGGAUGAAUCUGAACCUGGCCUGUAAUCUCAGAGCCUUUAUCAGCCCUGCAGUGGGUUUCUUGACACCAGCAUUCAGAUUUUGGUCAGUAAAGCAAGAAGGUUAGAAGAAGUAGUACUCUUUUUUUUGGCAUAUCUCCCCCCUUCUCAAACUGAAGCCUUUAUUUUGGAAAAAAAAGCUAAUAAUCUUGAUAUUCAGCAUCACUUCUGCUAGUUUUAACUGAGUGGGACAGAAAGUUAGGCAAGUACAGCGGCAGCACUUGUAGCCUUUACUCAAGCAAAUUCCUACUGAAGUUGGAAAAAGUUCUUUUUGGGUAAGGACUGAGUUAUGUAUGUUACUGUGCUGUCUCCGUGUGCAAUACAGUUAUGGAAAAGAUGUAGGUCUUUAUUAGACUGAAAUAGAGUUGAGUGGCAUAUCUGAAAAUUUAUCAUACGUAACCUACUACGUGUUUUAAUAUUGUUUAGUAGCAUCUUUAUCAACAUGUUUUUAGGAUUCUACUGUUUACAUUUUCUCAGGCUUAUGCAUAACGCGUAAUAACGACCGUCGGAAAUAAAGGAGCCUGACAGUGGACUCAUUCACCUCUGUAAUCCAGAUUUUCGUAAAAGUAUUGUGUAAGUGCCAUGAUGUUAGCCAAAAAAAAAAAAA